Molecule: messenger RNA, 1944 nt
Organism: Larimichthys crocea (large yellow croaker)
Lineage: Eukaryota; Metazoa; Chordata; Actinopteri; Sciaenidae
Gene: tmem9b
Product: TMEM9 domain family, member B
Exons: 5
Coding region: 176-739 (187 amino acids)
Biological process (GO): positive regulation of canonical NF-kappaB signal transduction
Cellular component (GO): lysosomal membrane
Source: RefSeq, a predicted model, not a curated record
GCUGAGUGCGGAAACCGGCCGCCAUCUCCGGAAACUACAAGUCAGCUGCUGGGAGGCUGAAGGUGUUUAUCCCUGAAUUAGCUCGAUGGAAAGCGUCGUCAGUGUUUAGGCUUAGUCUUUUUUUUUGAAAACGUUUGAGCGGCUGUUGAACACUUGAAAAAUCUCGACCGUGAAGAUGAAGUCUGCGUUUCUUGUCCAGGGUUUGUCUCUGGCUUGUUUCGUGCUGCUGAGCCAAGUGACAGCGAAGAAUUCUGAAGACAUCCGCUGUAAAUGCAUCUGUCCACCGUACAAAGAUAUCGAGGGGCAAAUCUACAAACAAAAUGUUUCUCUCAAAGACUGUAACUGUCUCCAUGUGGUCGAGCCCAUGCCAGUGGAUGGACAAGAUGUGGAGGCAUACUGUUUACGCUGCGAGUGUAAAUAUGAAGAGAGGAGCUCAGGGACCAUUAAGGUUACCAUCAUAAUGUACCUCUCCAUUCUGGGCCUGCUGCUGCUCUACAUGGUCUACCUGACUCUCCUGGAGCCCAUGUUGAAGAGGCGUCUGUUUGGACACUCGCAGCUUAUCCAAAGUGACGACGAUGGCGGGGACCAGCAGCCUUUUGCCAAUGCUCACAAUGUUCUGUCCCGGUCACACUCUCGUCCCAACAUGCUGAACAAAGUGGAGCAUGCCCAGCAACGCUGGAGAAGGCAGGUCCAGGAACAGAGGAAGUCUGUGUUCGACCGCCAUGUUGUUCUCAGUUAAACUGCCCGGCGAGCAAAAGUUACUGGUGGAGCAAAAACAAAACAAACGACAAAAAAAAAAACACUGUGAUGGAGCCCUUGGUUUAUAUCGCUUCCCUUCUCUCAUUUGUGAUUUGCAUCUCAUCAAGUGUGGUGCUUUCGAGGUGGACAUGGUGAAGAAAUCUGGAUCUGUAGAGCUGGAGUCCCCGGCAGAUGUUUAAUCAAAGCUGGGAGCUCUUAUUUAGUCUGCAGGCAGCACAAGAGAUUACAGUGAAUUGAUUUUUGCACAAUCUUGAAUGAACAGUCUUAAAUAGCGUUUCCAAAACCAUGAAUUUCCUCUCUGCCUGCUCUGGUUUGUAGAAGUGCCAAGUCACCAGAGGAUUUGCAAUGGAAAAUCUCGAUGGUAGAGACUAAUAAAUGUGAGAUAAAAAUAAAUCUUUCAAAUUAAUAUUUUAUAACAUCCUUUAACAUCCUCUUUCUGGCCACAGUGUCAGGAGGAGUCCCAUCAGUCCAAAGCUGACCAGUCUUUUAAUUUUACAAACUGGCGUUCAGAGAAAAACAUCCACAUGUUGGUUUGCAGCCUCAUCAUGGCUGUAUAACUGGACCAGUAAUGACCUGUUAACAUGUAGCUGGUGGGCUUUUUCCACCCUAAAACUAACUUGGAACUACUGCUCUCACCACAGGAGAAAGGAAAUAGUGUAAAAUAUAAAUCUCUCAGCCUUCUUUGAAAAUGCAUGUUUUAUAAUAACUCUUUUAUAAAUGUGUUUUCAUACCAUCAUGUUUAAUGUCUCAUAACUGGUGUGAAAUCCAUCAUUUAAUGCAUAAAUUCAUUAUUUGAAGGUAGUUUUACUGAAUCUUGUUACUGAAAAUGAUGCAAUUUCGUCAUAGUCAACAUAGCUGUGCUAUUGACCCCCCCUCCCCUCUGUUGAAGACGCUAUUGCAAUCAGCGUCCUCUUCAACUGCCUGAACAAACCUCUUGUCUUUUCAUUUUUGGCACCGCUGUGUGCUUGACCUAACAUCUGUUCCAUUAUGAAGGUCCUUGUUGUCUGACAGGCAGCGUUAGUGUGUCAGAGUGGUUCAAAGAAGUUUAUUUUGUGUAUACUGGGGCUGUGUACAUAGGCAGAGUGGACACAGAGCCACUGUUGGGAGACCUGUGAAAGUGUUCUUAACUAUUGUAUAUGUGAUACCCUUAACUUUGAAUAAAUUUAUGUAAUAUUUGUGAUCCUU